Messenger RNA from Paramacrobiotus metropolitanus, 914 nucleotides. Its product is annotated as soma ferritin-like. Gene Ontology annotation, biological process: iron ion transport; intracellular iron ion homeostasis. Gene Ontology annotation, molecular function: ferric iron binding; ferrous iron binding. The transcript is spliced from 4 exons. Gene Ontology annotation, cellular component: cytoplasm. The record is from RefSeq and is a predicted model, not a curated record. Lineage: Eukaryota; Metazoa; Tardigrada; Eutardigrada; Parachela; Macrobiotidae. The coding region runs from base 135 to 647 and encodes 170 amino acids.
CUUCAAAAGCAUGUUUUUCAAAACUUUUGCAGCUUGCAAGGUCUGCAAUUAAUAAUUACUUUUUUUUUGUUUUGAACUGUUAUAUACUGGCGUAACAGUUAACGUUUCGUUUUUUUACAAGUCAUAGUUCUGAAAUGUCUUUGUUAGCAAGACAGAAUUUUCAUACUGAAGUGGAAGGGUCUUUGAAUCGCCUGAUCAACCACUGUUUGAACAACUCGAAUACAUAUUUGGCUAUGUUUUCUUACUUUUCUCAAGACGAUGUGGCGCUGAUGAAGUGCAGCAAAUGGUUCAAAGCUUGUAGUGAUAAAACUCGGUUGUAUGCAUUACGAUUGAUCGCCGUUCAGAAUCUUCGAGGUGGACGUUUAGUUUUAAAGGAUAUCAAGGGCCCGGAGUUGGAUUCUUGGCCGAGCACCGUUAAUGCAAUGCAACAUCUUCUACGGAUGGAAAAAGAAUUGCAGGCAUUAUUUUUGGAUUCUCACGGCAUCGCUGAACGCCAUGGUGACAGCGAGUUCAGUCACGAAAUUGCCAGUGUCUAUCUGAAAGAAUUGGAAGAAUCGGUGAAAACGAUUGCCGAUCACCUUGCUAAUCUUAGACGUGUCGGCUUUGGUUUGGGCGAAUACCAAUUUGACCGCAACCUGGAAAGUUAAGGCAUUUCUAAGCUGUGGGUUAAUUUUUGUUUACAACUUUUGAAGGCAUUUCUACUUUUUCUAAUAACCAAAUAAUUUCGUGACCAAAGUUAUGGUGACAGUGAUACUUAUGGGAUAUGUACAGUAUUUCCUUAUUUGUUAGUAUUCUUCGUUUUGUUAGCUGCACGUCGCUGGUUCCAAAUAGCCACGUUUUUGUGAUUUUUGGCUUGCUCGAUAUCGUAUUUGUUAUAAUUAAUUUUUAUUUUAACUUGGAAGGUAAAAUUGGUG